This is a messenger RNA of Candida dubliniensis CD36, 1755 nucleotides long. RefSeq names its product phosphatidylinositol 4-phosphate-binding protein (gene GGA2). The record is from RefSeq and is a predicted model, not a curated record. Gene Ontology annotation, molecular function: phosphatidylinositol binding; ubiquitin binding. Gene Ontology annotation, cellular component: trans-Golgi network. The transcript has a single exon. Gene Ontology annotation, biological process: protein transport to vacuole involved in ubiquitin-dependent protein catabolic process via the multivesicular body sorting pathway; Golgi to endosome transport; Golgi to vacuole transport. NCBI's taxonomy places the organism in Eukaryota, Fungi, Ascomycota, Pichiomycetes, Serinales, Debaryomycetaceae. Bases 1 to 1755 code for a protein of 584 amino acids.
AUGUCGUCAUCAUAUUCUUUAGAUAAAAUCAAUCCGAAAUUAUUGAGAAGGAUUUAUCGAGCAUGUAGACCAACCAAUGAUGAACCAAACUUGGCAUUGAAUUUAGAGAUCUGUGAUUAUGUCAAUGCGAAAAAGGGUUCGGCACCACGAGACGCUGCUAUUGCUGUUGUUAAAUUGAUUUCCCAGCGUGACCCACAAACCAGUGAAUUGGCCAUUGCAUUAUUAGAUAAUUUGGUGAAAAACUGUGGCUAUCCGUUUCAUUUACAAAUCCUGAGAAAGGAAUUUCUUAAUGAAUUGGUUAAGAGAUUCCCAGAAAGACCACCUUUGAGAUAUACCAGGGUACACCGAUUGAUUUUGGCACAGAUCGAAGAGUGGUAUCAGACUAUUUGUCGCACUUCUAAAUACAAAGAUGACUUUGGCUAUAUUAAAGAUAUGCAUAGAUUAUUGUCUAACAAAGGUUAUGUUUUCCCAGAAGUGAAAGUUGAAGAUGUUGCUGUGUUAAAUCCUAAUGAUAACUUGAAAUCAUUAGAGGAAUUGCAACAGGAAGAGUCAAUUGUUCACUCUGCUAAAUUGCAGGAGUUGAUAAGAAGGGGUAGACCUCAAGAUUUACAAGAGGCUAAUAAAUUGAUGAAGAUUAUGGCAGGCUUUAAAGACGAUAAUGUUAAAGAAAACAAAAAACAGAUUAAACAAGAUAUCACAAGAUUAACAAGAAAAGUAGAGAUUUUAGGAGAAAUGUUAACUUCAAUUGAAAGCCAAGGGGGCAAGAUUGAUGAUUCGUCUGAUGAAGCUAUUAUAGAAUUAUAUUCCUCGAUUAAGAGUUCUCAACCCAUAAUCAACAAAAUGAUUGAACAAAGCAGUGAUCAUGACGACAAUGAAGAAGAUGUAAACAAAUUAUUAGCUUUGAAUGAAAGUGCAAAUAAUGUUAUCAACAAAUUCCAAUUAUUAAAAGGUGGCAAUGUUAGCGAAGCAAGCAAGAUUAAAACUGGAAGUGCCUCACAAGAAUUGAACUUGAUUGAUUUUGAUGAUGCACCAGAAGAUGUUUCAGCUUCAAAGGAGCAAGGUUAUACUGAUUUAUUGAGUGACUUGUCCAAUUUGACCUUUUCGGAGAAUAAUAAUUCAACCUCUAUGUCCAACAGUACCAAUGUUAAUCCGCUCAAUUUAUAUGGUGCUGGAGGUUCAAUUUCAUUAGGCGCUGGAUCUGGAUUCCCUACCGCUUCAAACACUCCAUCCAUACAUCAACCAACUCCAUCCGUCGCCCAAGGAAAACAGGUUUCUUCAUCCAAUUUUGAUUUGUUGGCAGAUUUAAACUCUCCUUCACCUCAAUUACAAUCGAAUACAAACUCGUCAUCAUUAGACCCAUUCGGAUUACAAUUCCCAACAACCACACCGAGCCAAGUUACUGGACAAGGUGACGGUUAUAUUAAAAUGAUUCCUAUUAAUCAAACGUCAAACUUGAAAAUUGAAAUUGGUGUUAAAUCGUCUUCGGCAAACUCAUUGAAAGGGAAAAUUUUGUUUAGUAAUUUACAAACUUCAACCAUUUCCAAUUUGAAAUUCUUGAUUGCUGUGCCUAAAAGUUGUAAAUUGGAAUUGCGUCCACAAACGAGCGACACGAUAUUUGGAUUUAAUAAUCAUGGCAUACAGCAAGACUUUAAUAUCGAAAACCCGUUGAGUAAACAAUUGAAAAUCAAAUGGAAGGUUGAAUAUCAAAUCAAUGGCGUGGCAAAUGAAGAAAAUGGCGUCAGCGUUUUAGAAUAG